CUGGGUUUUAAAAAUACCCCUAUUUUUAAUAGGGGUAUUGCCUCAGAUCCUACAAACAUCACAUAAAAGUAAUUUGAGGAUAUUGCCUUAACUGAUUCCCUAUGUAGAAUUUGCUACUGUGAAGAGAUAAUGCUUAUUAUAUCAAGCAAAUAUUCAAGUCAAUUGUGGCAGUUAUGUUUUGGGAGGUAAAGUUAAAAAUUGGCCUUUAUGUUGCUAAACUGAAUAUUUUUUGUUUUUUUUGUUUUUUUUAGUUUAGUUAGAGUGACUCAGCUCUACAGUGUUUGAAAAACCCUGUGUAAACUGACCAAACUGCGUCUUUGUAUAUGCAAAACAGAAGACUAGACUUUGGCCCCACAGUUAUCCAAGACAAUGGGCAGGGCUGCUGUAGUCCCAGUUGGAUCCUUUCUGUGGAAUAGCUAAUUUGUAAAUUUCCUCCAUUGUACAUGCAGACCUACUCAGGUCUGCCUGCAAAAGGAUCCACCAAAUCAACAAGCAUGAAUGAUGAAGACGGCAGCACCAUCUAUGACAGAAUCCAAAAAGAGAGGGCAUAUGAGGAUUCAGACCAGCCAGCAGAAGACAAAGGUCCCCUUUACAAUGAUGUCCAUGAAGACUUGAAGGCAGAAGCCAAUUUAUAUGCCACUGAGUUGGAAACCCAUGGGUACGGCUCUGCGGCCAUUUAUGCUGUUGUUGGUCAGGAGAGCACCUCAGCCUCUUUUCAACGAGAAACAGGAGAAUACCUCCUGCCUGAAAAAGUAUACCCUGAGGCUCAGCAUCCUCAACCUGGGGAGCCCCAGGAGAAUGGAAGUGAGAUGGAAGCAGAUCCGACUUCUCCUUCCAGCUUCACCAUCCAGCACAGCAGAGCCUUCUCCACCAGCGAGGACUCCCCUACCAGCUAUUCUGCUGAUGAUGUUUCAGAAGAAAAUGAAUCAGCUUCCACUAACCCUGAGGUUAACCUCUUUGUGAAGCACCAUCACCAUGAUCUGCUACCAUCACCAUCAACACCACCACCACCAAAACCAGCACUACCAACCAUUAAUUUCACCAAGAGCAUCAACACCAAGAUUGGCAUCCACACUACAAUUACUAUCAUCUUCACUACCAACACCAUCAACACCUUCACCAGCACCAGCACCAAUACCACCAUUACUAUAUUCCAUCACUGCUGUUACUAUUAA
Messenger RNA from Aethalodelphis obliquidens (Pacific white-sided dolphin), 1175 nucleotides. RefSeq names its product chloride intracellular channel protein 5-like. The coding region runs from base 444 to 1175 and encodes 243 amino acids. The transcript has 3 exons. The record is from RefSeq and is a predicted model, not a curated record. Lineage: Eukaryota; Metazoa; Chordata; Mammalia; Artiodactyla; Delphinidae.